Molecule: messenger RNA, 741 nt
Organism: Pelobates cultripes (western spadefoot toad)
Lineage: Eukaryota; Metazoa; Chordata; Amphibia; Anura; Pelobatidae
Source: the annotation of a GenBank genome assembly
AUGCCCUUCUUUCAACCCCCAAAGUCCGGGAAGGCCAAACGCAAAACCAGGGCCUACCUCCCGCAGGCCACCCACAUCCUGGAAACUCUCCUCGGAAACUACCAAGUGCAUGAUAAUCUGGACAUGGAGGGAGAAGACACCUCGACACCUAAAGACACCCCCACAACAAAGGGGCGCCGCACACAGAAGUUGCAACAGGGCUCAAGAGUUGAACAGCCAGAUAUUGGAGUGCUGUUGCAGCGACAAGCACCAUCCAAGAUGGCCGCUGCAGAGGCCUCACCUGCUCCAACGCUGCCUACACCACCAACCCAAUCACCAGCAUUGCGGACAGAGAGGGAACAAAACACCAUGCUCCCAGCCCUUAAAGACACAGAGGAUCAUACUCUUGUCACAAAACAGGACCUCCAACAGUGGAUGAAAGAGCUCCAAGACAUACUUACAGCGGAUAUCGGCACCCUUAAAGCAGAUGUUCGACAGACCGCUGAAAGGGUAAAUGCCGUGGAGGAGAACAUUCUCAAAUUAAACAAUGGUGUGUCUCACCUCACGGACACACUGCACACAUUAAAAGCGGCCCACCAGGCACUAGCGGUACAGGUCUCCACCCAAGGGGACCGCUUGCGCCGCAACCACAUCAAGCUCCGCGGUGUACCCACAGCAAUCACAUCGGCUGAACUGCCACACUUCCUUAGGAGACUAAUGUCCACCAUACUGUCCCCAUCAGCUUCCCGGAAAUAUCUUUGA